Racocetra persica is the source of this 225-nucleotide messenger RNA. NCBI's taxonomy places the organism in Eukaryota, Fungi, Glomeromycota, Glomeromycetes, Diversisporales, Gigasporaceae. The record is from the annotation of a GenBank genome assembly.
GAACGGAUGUACCAGAAAUACUUAUUCGUGCGGGCAAAUUAGUUAAUAAGAUGCUACCUAACUUUACUAUAAAGCUCGAAAUUGAUCCUGAAAAACUUACCAGUAACCAUUCUUUUUCUCAAGAGCUUUUGAAUACUAAUCAUAAGUUCCCUCCUAUCUUGCUAAUGUAUGGAACUGAAGACAAAAUUUCCAACACUGAAGUUACUAAAAAGUUUUAUGGAUAUA